CUCCCCUUUGUCACAUUGCAUUUCACGUUUUUCACAAAACCCCCCAAUCUUCUUCUUCUUCGCUCUCUUUGCCUUCGAAAUUCGGUUACAGCUCUCAGCUCUUCUUUCCGUCUCUCUCUUUCUCUCUCUGAGCCUGCCAUGGAUUCCUGCAGUUCCUCUGUUCGCGAUUCUUCUUCUCCUUUUGAUUGCCUCAUCUUCGAUUUGGACGACACUCUGUACCCUUCCAACACUGGAUUAGGUGAAGCUUGCAAGACGAACAUCGAUGAUUUUUUAGUUGAGAAAUGCGGGUUCCUGGAGAGCAAAGCCUCCAGUCUUCGAGUUGAGCUUUUCAAAAGCUACGGCAGCACCCUCGCCGGCUUACGUGCGUUAGGCUACGACAUCAACGCGGACGAUUACCACAGUGUCGUGCACGGAAGGUUGCCGUACGAUCGGAUCAAGCCCGAUCCUCAACUCGGAAACCUCCUCCGUAGCAUCGCACAGAGAAAAAUCAUAUUUACGAAUUCGGAUCGGAAGCACGCGGUGAAGGCGUUGGAUCGUCUGGGAGUGAGAGACUGCUUCGAGCAGAUCAUAUGCUUCGAGACGAUGAACCCGAACCUGCCGAGUUCGACUCGGCCUGACGAGUUUCCGGUGGUUCUGAAGCCGUCCAUGGAGGCCAUGGAGAUCGCGCUCCGGGUCUCCGAGGUGGAUCCUCGUCGUACGCUGUUUCUCGAUGACAAUGUCCGUAACGUCGCUGCCGGGAAAGCCGUGGGUCUACGCACCGUUUUGGUUGGAAAAACUGUGAAAAGCAAAGAAGCAGAUUACGUGUUAGAGAACGUGAACAACCUGGCACAAGCAGUUUCAGAAGUAUGGGUAGGCGGAAAAGAUGGUGGUAGUAACAAAAGGAUCAGCCGCACCAGAAGCGACAUUGAGGUCGAUCUCACAACCACAGCUGUUGGAGCUUGACCGAGUUGACUCACCUUUCCACCUUCCAGAUGUUUUUGCUCGCUGGCUGGCUCGUGUUGGCUUUGGGUUAGGUUUGGGCUUGGGGUUUGGGUUGGACCCACUGUAUAUGUACAUAUUUUUCUUAAUUAUGUCAAUAUUGCAUAAUAGGGAGUGCAUAAUAUGUUAAUAUGUAUGGGUAUGGGUUGUGCAUAUAAUCCAAAAAGUGUAUCUAUGCAAUGUACCAAUAAAUAAUAGUGUUAUUUUAAGCAAAGAAAGUGAUGCUUCCUUGCUUUUGUUA
Prunus avium (sweet cherry) is the source of this 1219-nucleotide messenger RNA. Its product is annotated as Haloacid dehalogenase-like hydrolase (HAD) superfamily protein. NCBI's taxonomy places the organism in Eukaryota, Viridiplantae, Streptophyta, Magnoliopsida, Rosales, Rosaceae. The record is from RefSeq and is a predicted model, not a curated record.